AUGGUGGGCGGCAUAUUUGGGAAUAUCCAAAAGUCAGUCCAGAGCUUUAUAUACUCUGUGACAACCAACGACCACUACGCGUCAUACGACUCGGCGGCAAAGCAUGCUUCCAUUGAACAAGGCUCGAGUCCUACGGGUCCCACCGGUGGAUUACCAAAUGGAUCUAGUUUGGGCCUAACUAUGAUGGACAACACCUCAAAUACCUCUUUAUCUGCUCGUUCAUCCAUUUCCGUUGCUCCAGUCCAAUACAGACCGGGUUUGAGAUCCCAACUACACAACAACGCAAGCGGCGAUGUCCAGCUCCAAGAGUAUAUCAAUGGAAGACCACCCAUGCCUUCUCUAGCCACCAUUUGGGACAGACUCGAUGCGUGGCUUGACCGUGAAUUUCCGGAACUCGGUGAUGAUCUGGAAGGCCCAGCGACUUCCGACGAUUUGAACGAGGUCGAAAGCGAUCUUGGAUUAUCCCUGCCUCUGGACGUUCGUGAAAGUUAUCAGAUACACGAUGGUCAAAUGCGUGUCGGAAAGAACAGAGGUAUUGUGUAUGGCAUGCCUUUGCUCAAUCUUGAGGAAGUCGUGGAAGAGGUGAAAACCUGGAGAAAGGUGGCCACCAAGCUCGAAGCUCAGGAGGCUAAGGGUUUCACUCUGCAAGAAAAUGGAAGUAGCAGCACUUUGAAUAAGGCCAGAACUGGCAGAAACAGUGCUCGGUCUGGCUUUCUGGGACACCAGAAAUCGGUGCCACAUGGAUGCAUACAAGAGACUUACGUUAACAAAAGUUGGAUUACAUUGGUGAAGGAUUUUGUGGGUAACAAUAUUGCCGUUGAUCUCGCCCCGGGUCCUAGUGGUAGAUGGGGUCAGAUUAUUUUAUUUGGCAGAGACUUCGACACCAAAUACGUUGUCGCAUCCUGUUGGACAGAGUUUCUGCUGAACUUGGUGGAAGAUCUGGAAGAGGGCAAGUUCAACAUCGACUCUGAAGAUGAGGAUCUUUCCUACGUUGAGAACAACCGGACAGUGAACUACUUUGACGUUCUGGUUCACAGAACUCUGGCUCCUCUGAGGGCCGCUGCAAGAAAGAAGAGCAAACAGCCUGUGAAUACCCCUUACAGAAGCAGCAUGUCUGAUUCAAAGGUUUCUCUCCCAAGAGAGACAAUUAUCACACCAUCUUCAUCGUCUCCCAACUUGGCAAGGAGAUCCAAUCCCCAUGCCAUGUCUAAGGAUACUGUUGCAGCCACCGACGUGGUUUUGGAGGAUGAGACGGAUAAUCAUUAUGUUGAGGAGGAUACUAAGGUGGCAGAGACGGAACCAAAGAUUAAUCAGGAACCGCAAGCUGAAAAGGGGAAGUCGGAAGAGGAGUCUGAGACGGUGCAGCCUGCUGAGGUGGCACCAAAGGAAGAGGAACAAUCUGUUGAAAUUCCCGUUGAAGAGCCAACUGAUGAUCAGAUAUCAGAGCCAUCUCAUACCGAGGAACCAACUGAGGCAAGUGUCGAAGUACCAGCCGAGGUGCCAGCUGAAGUGCCAGCCGAAUCUGAGGCUUCAGAAUCCUCGCAGGAGGCAACUCAAAGUCAGCAAGAAUCUGAGGAAGCACCUGAGGAAGAGCCAACCAAACUCACCGAAGUUGAAAUAUAG
Messenger RNA from Kuraishia capsulata CBS 1993, 1623 nucleotides. RefSeq lists its product as uncharacterized. NCBI's taxonomy places the organism in Eukaryota, Fungi, Ascomycota, Pichiomycetes, Pichiales, Pichiaceae. The record is from RefSeq and is a predicted model, not a curated record. The transcript has a single exon. Gene Ontology annotation, cellular component: mating projection tip. Bases 1 to 1623 code for a protein of 540 amino acids. Gene Ontology annotation, biological process: regulation of fungal-type cell wall biogenesis; cell wall biogenesis.